Mytilus californianus (California mussel) is the source of this 5745-nucleotide messenger RNA. RefSeq names its product proton myo-inositol cotransporter-like. Gene Ontology annotation, cellular component: membrane. Gene Ontology annotation, biological process: transmembrane transport. The record is from RefSeq and is a predicted model, not a curated record. Gene Ontology annotation, molecular function: myo-inositol:proton symporter activity. The transcript is spliced from 9 exons. NCBI's taxonomy places the organism in Eukaryota, Metazoa, Mollusca, Bivalvia, Mytilida, Mytilidae. The coding region runs from base 160 to 1974 and encodes 604 amino acids.
CAAUGUUUUCAGUGAUGUAUUGAGAUUGGCUGUGCUCACUGGGUUAUUUCCCUCAUCUGUUGAUCAAUUUUAAACCAUUUGUUGCUGCUACGGAAUGGAAUAAUUACCAGUGUCGCAUGCACCGAGCGUGUUUAGGAAUACAAAUUAUUAUUUUUCAAAAUGAGGAAGUUAAAUGGAACACGGAGACCACAAUCAUUAUAUGAUGACCAAGACGAUGAAAAAUUGGAUCUUAAAAUUGACAGCAUUGCUCCUAAAAAGAAAACACCAACGUUUGUUUAUGUUUUGACAUUUUUCUCUGCUCUUGGUGGUUUUUUGUUUGGAUAUGACACCGGUGUUAUCUCUGGUGCUAUGAUGCUUCUCCGUAACGAGUUUCUCCUAUCAUCCGUAUGGCAAGAACUAAUAGUUAGUGUCACUGUCGCCGCUGCAGCUGUAUUUGCCUUAAUAGGGGGAUGUUUAAAUGAUCGUGCAGGACGUCGACCGGUUAUAAUGUCCGCAAGUAUUAUUUUCACAAUUGGUGCGCUAUGUAUGGGUAUAGCAAGAGACAGGUACCUUCUCCUGGCAGGGCGUGUUGUGGUUGGAGCAGGAAUAGGUUUAACAUCAACAACGAUACCAAUGUACCUAGCGGAAUGUGCCCCAUCUCAUGUGCGUGGAAGAAUCGUAUCCACAAAUAUUGCAAUGGUAGCGUUUGGACAAUUUAUUGCAAAUCUUGUUGAUUGGAUUUUUAGUCCGGAUAAACUAAAUGGAUGGCGGUACAUGCUAGGACUUGCUGGAAUACCAUCUUUUAUUCAGUUCCUUGGCUUCGUGUUCAUGCCUGAGAGUCCUCGUUGGCUAAUUAAAAAUAAAUAUGAAGAGAAAGCCAGAAGGGUUUUACAGAGCAUGAGAGGUCAACUUGACAUCGAGGAAGAAUUUCAAGCUAUCAAGAGUAGCUUUAGAACAGAGGACAACGAGCAACAACCCUCUAACAAGCCCAUAUUUAUACAAAUGUUACAGACUCCGUGUGUGAGAAGAGCACUACUUGUUGGUUGUAGUUUGCAAAUGUUUCAACAACUAUCAGGAAUCAACACGGUAAUGUAUUAUACUGCAACUAUAAUCCAUAUGGCAGGUGUAAAAAAUGACCAGACGGCGAUAUUACUUUCAGCAGUCAUGGCGGCAAUCAAUUUCCUGUUUAAUGUCCUUGGACUUUAUUUAGUAGAACGAAUUGGAAGACGUGCAUUAACUAUAAGCAGCUUAAUAGGUGCUGUGGUAAGUUUAGCAUGGCUUGCAGUAGGAUUUCAUUUAUCUGCUCUUCAUACUCCAGGAAUAUCAAUGGUAGAGCAUUCUGCGAGAGGGACACCUUGUUCAACAUAUAAAACAUGCAAUGACUGUAUGCAAGACUUGUUUUGUGGAUACUGCUAUCAAGACGUCCGCCAUGCUGCUGUAAAUAGUUCCUGUUUACCUACAACAUACGAUAACCCAUGGGUAGCGACAGGAGGAAGAUGUAACACAACGGACCUGAAAGGAGAUCUUACAUGGGCGUAUGAUUUUUGUCCUACAGACUUCUCGUGGAUGCCUAUGAUCGGCUUAGUACUUUAUCUCAUAUUUUUUGCCCCAGGUAUGGGACCAAUGCCAUGGACAAUAAACUCCGAGAUUUAUCCUUUAUGGGCAAGAAGUACGGGAAAUGCUGUAUCAACUUUUACAAACUGGAUUUUUAAUCUGGCUGUUUCUAUGUCAUUUCUAAGCCUUACAGAGAAUUUGACCAGAUUCGGUACAUUCUGGUUAUAUGCUGGACUUGCAUUUGUUGGCGUUUUAAUUAUUGGUUUUACUCUACCGGAAACAAAGGGGAAAAGUUUGGAAGAAGUUGAAGGGUUAUUUGCCAGGCCUUGGUGUGGUGCGGCCGGGCCAACGAUAGAUUACAACACAAACACAAUACAAUAUGUUCACAUAAGAGGCCUAAACAGAGAUGGAAGAGAAUCUGAAUUAGAGUCACCAGAAUGAUGAGAGCUGUAACCAUAUCUAAUUCGGGAUAAUCAAAUACUCUCGAUAGAUCAGUGAAUGUGUACACAACCAAAAGUCAACAUUAAAUCAAUAUAUCUUGCAAACUUUGCCUCAUACGCACACAGGGAUUUAAUCUUUAUUCAUUUGCAAAAGUAAAAUAUGUGAAUUUGCAAUUGAAAAAUUUCUGGUACCGUACUUAUUGUCGAUUUUAAUAGGUUUUUAGAUCCAUUUUAUUCGAAGAGAAUGGGGGGAGAAACUUUUUUUAAAUCUAAAGGAAAAGGAUAAUUUACAGUUGUUUUCUUUUUAUGAUUAUUUACCAUCCCAUUUGAGGACAUAUUUCCAUUGUAAAGACUAAUGGUUAUAAGGCCUGUUAUUUCUGUUCUUAUAGUUUCAAUUUUUGUUUUAAGUAAUUAAGUUUAUUGUCAUUAUUUGAUUAUAUUUGAAUUUAAGGAAAUAUUUCACAAAAAAAAAAAAAAACUGAUCAACAUCUGAUGAAAAUACUGAUGUUUUUACAUAGAGUAUCAUUAGUAUACAUGUCAGUUUAAGCUUGUCCAGAUUCAAUAUUAAUGAUAGAACUUCAUAUCAACACCUUGCAUUGUUGAAAAUAUAUCUGUAUUGUUGGAUAAUAACUAAGUGUGCCAAUUGGUUGCUGACUCAUGGACGUAUUCAUAUUGCUGGAAGACAAUUAAUUUCAGUGAACACAUGAGAAAGUUGUUUUUUUUUUUAGAUUAUGUUUAGCUAUUUUGUCAAAAAUCAUGACAUAUAUACGCCAUCACGAUGACCGAAAAGCAACAUUAUGGGAAUAAAUCUUAUUUUUCUGACGUGUGAACGUAUUGGUGUAUUGGCAUUCCAAAUUUAUUGCAAGACUCUAAAAAUCCCUGGUUCCUUUCACAGGGGAAAAUUCAUAGUUCUAAUAUGAUUUUGUACAGCAUGUUUGGGUUUUGUUGAUUCUAUGAGACCAUUAUCAUUUUAAAGGUUAAUUUCAAAAGAUCGUUUGGAGAUGGCGAUUCUAAAAAGUACAAAUCAUAAACUUCAAUUUCAUAAUAACUGAAAUGGAUAUACAAUCUACUGGGCAAUGUCCACAAAAUAUGUGGUAUGUCUUUGUAAUAUAACAGAUAUGCAUUUUCUAGGUUUUAGAAUUUAAAAAUGAAUAAAUGAAAAGCGUUUAUGAGGAUAAGAAAUUCGUUCUUAAUUGUGUAUGAAACUUAUAUAUCAUGACAACACAUGUAUCCCGAUAGACAGUGUUGGUAUCUAAAAAAAAUUUGUGAUGUGCUGAACAAUUCAUUUUAAUGUAAAUAUCUUGGUUAAAUGUGGGGAAUAGAAAAUGUUCUGGGUUGUCGUUUUCGCAAUUGUAUGAAAAUGAUAGUUUAUAAUUCAUGUUGUUAUCAAAUUACAACCGAGUAAAUUGUGAGCCUUUUCCAUUAUGAUGGUACGGUUACAGUGUAGUAUAGUGCAGUAUUUAUAAUUUCUAUAUUGAUUAUAUAGAAAUAAUAUCAUAAUUGAAAAAAAACGACACGUUUUGUUGUUAAAGCAUGUCUGAAAAAGUGUUUAACUGCGAAUGCUUGUCGAUCGUUCAUAAAUUGUGAUAAUAGUUUUCUUGCUAUAAACGUUUCUACCAAGUUUUCCCACCUUAUUACUUGUGUGGUGUAUAUUAUGUUAUCAAGGUGACAUCAUAUGUGAAUUCUGUUGUCAAACUAUCGUCACUAGUUAUCGAUAAGUCUUUUUUUUCAUUAUCGUCAAUAAUCAUUUGGUACUAAUUAUUAAAUAUUUUAUAUUAUUUUUAAACCAGGGUGAUUUUCUACAUAAAAAUGUGAAUCGAUAUCAUUAAAUUGACUGGUCUGAUAAAUUGCAGUUACUUCAUGCAAUUAAUAAUGUAUUAUGUCCGAAACGGUUAUUUGUUUGUUUUUGUUUUUUUCUAAUUUUUACAUUUUAGUCCUUAGACUCCAAAAAAAGAAUUUUCCAUAUAAAAUAAAUUAAGAUAUAUUAAUUACACUCGUUUUAACUGACCUUAAUGAAUUUGACUAUCUUCACAAGUGCAAAGUUUUUCGUCGCAUGUCCUAUUUGUAAGGUUUUUGUCACAAGUUAUCGUUGUAAUUUUAGACGCCAUCUAUCAGUGUCAAUCUGAACAAAUAAAUAAUUAGUUCAAAGUUUUCUCUGAAAAACAAAACUUUCGACUACUGCAAUUAAAUGUACGAUCAGAAUUUUUUUUAAGCUUGAUUAAAUUUUAGUUUCUUGAAAUACAAAUUUCCAUAUGCUACAAACAUCAUUAUUUGAUAUUUAAACCUUAAUUGAACAAUCAAAAAUUACGAUCACGAUUUAGAAACUUUAGUAUCCGAAUCUUCGAAUGGCAAAAACGAAUCUAACAUUAAAGAUAAAAUGAUUUGAUAAAUUGGAACACUUACAGAUGAUUGUUAAAUUCGCUAUAUCAUUUUACCGUUAGCCCAAUAACAUUAGGACAGAAAACUAAAUGUGAUUUAAAGGGUGUUAAAGAUAGUUUUGGCAGAAAAAGAUAAUAAAGAAAAAGUUUUUUUUUUAAGAAUUUCUUUACAUAUAAAUUCAAAAAGAUAUUCGAUAACACUGUCCACAUCGGAUGUUUUUACGCAAUGACUUACUUGUAAAAUAAUUUUCUAAACCUUUAGAUUCCAAUUAUUGUUACAAAUAAAUCAAAAUUUGUAAAUCAAGGUUAGCAUGAUUAUAUACAAUUUUCUUAUCGCCAGAAUAAGUAAUGAAGGAGAAAGUUUGAUAUAUCCAGUUUACAGCCUUGAAAUUGAAUUUGAAAAUCGGUGAACCAUUGUUGCUUCUUUUUACCAACUGAAAACAGUUUACAGACUGAAUGCUCCAUUCAUGAUUUUCAUAUCAAACAUGUCAAUUAAUUUCCGUGUGCAGCCUACAUAUAUAUAUAUAUAUAUAUAUAUAUAAGAUUUUAAGAAAUGAGAUAAUUGAGUAACGUCGCGUUGAACAGACAUCAAACUUUUCCUAAAAAUUCAUUUGACACACCAUGAAAGGUAUACCACUUAAUUGAAAACAAUAUUUAGUGAAGAUACUCCUGCAUUUGAUAAUUAAUCUGCUGUGAAUGAUAUCUAGUUAGAUCCUUAUAUUAGCAUCAAAACCAAUAAAAUGUGUGCUGGUUAAGAUACAGUUAAUACGAACUCAUAAAUCGUAACUCUGAGCUAAAAUGGUUUUCACUGCCGUGACAUUCUUAUUCUUUUGUUGUAUUUUCUUGAAUUUUGCAAUAUAUUUCAAAUUUGUUAAUUACUAGACAUGCCACACUUGUACUUUAAUAACAUUUUAGAAUUUGUAUGCAACAAUUAUUUACAACAUCAUACGAAUGCAUUAUAAAAAUAGAUUUAAUCUUUUGUAAAAGAUAGAAAGGUUCAAGAACAAAUGAAUUUUAAUCUUGUUUGUAUAUUACCAAAAUGUGAAUAUGUGGUGUUCAAAAUGUGUUUUGUAGUUUUAUACUUUCAUAAGAUAUAUAUUGUAGUAGCUUAUUUUUUUGUGAAAGUAGUGGCCCAAAACGUACGUAAUAGUCACUUAACGUAUAUAUUAAAUGUCUUGUAUAAAGGAAGUUUCUCAUUUGUAUAAAACAUACCUCAUAUUAUCGCAGUUUGAUAAAUGAAAAAAAGGAAACUCUAUUUUGACUGUAGUUUUGCAUAAACUGUAAAGGGAAUUCACUGAUAGCUUGAAUGGAGUUGAAAUAAUCGCACCUAAAAUUUUUCUUCGGUUUAUCCUAUCGAUAUGCAGUGAUCUUAACAACGAGACCUCUCGUUAGAA